This is a messenger RNA of Cutaneotrichosporon oleaginosum, 2252 nucleotides long. RefSeq lists its product as uncharacterized. The record is from RefSeq and is a predicted model, not a curated record. Gene Ontology annotation, cellular component: mitochondrial inner membrane. Gene Ontology annotation, biological process: mitochondrial magnesium ion transmembrane transport. Lineage: Eukaryota; Fungi; Basidiomycota; Tremellomycetes; Trichosporonales; Trichosporonaceae. Gene Ontology annotation, molecular function: magnesium ion transmembrane transporter activity.
CAACUCCGACGCCCGUUUCAACUUGCACGUCUUCUUGUCUGUAUCACACUCUCCACAUAUACUGUAUAUUACCGUGCUACGCAAUGAGCGCGCGUCCCGCCUUCCAAGCCCUCUCCCGCGCGCGCCGACCCCUCAUCUCGCGCGCCACACGUGCCGGCCCGUCGCGGCUGAGCACGUUCCAGCCAUCUCGGGGUAUUCUGACACGCCGUGCCACAAGUUUCUGGGCUCCGAGCUACCCGCCCCCCGAUGAGGAGCACAAGAUUGUCGAUACCGCCAUGCCGCCCCUGCCCGCGCCGGGGGGAGGGCUCGUGAUUGAAACGCCUACGGCUACCAAGUCGCGGCGGAGGGAGCGGUAUCUCGAUAGCUUGAUGGACAAGGCGGGACACAUGUACCUCAAGUGCUCAAUUCUCGAUGCCAACGGCAACUGGACCGCCGAAGAAGGCACAUACCGCAAGAUGGACCUGUGCCGCGCGCACGACCUCGACCCCCGCGACUUGCGCAAGCUCGACAGCCUCGUGCCCUCCCUCGUACCAAUAAUCUUGACCCGCAAGUCUUGUAUUCUUAUUUCCAUCCACCACAUCCGCGCGCUCAUCAAGCCCGACCGCGUGAUCAUCUUUAACACUCCUGGCGCGGAGGAUUCGGAGGCCGCCAAGCGGUUCAAAGCCCACCUACAGGCGAACGUGCGUUCUGGCCUGGCCCCGCAGCACGAGGAGCGCGUAGAGGGCGAGGACUACGGGCUGGCUUAUGAGCAUCGUGCUCUAGAGAGUAUUCUCGUCGACACAGCGAAUGCCCUCGAGGAGGAGAUGGGAUUCAUUCGGCGUCUCGUUGACUCGCUGCUGGAGAAGUUUGAGCACGACAUUGACCGCGAGAAUCUCCGCCGUCUGCUGCACUACUCGCGUCGGCUUGCGGGCUUCCAGACGCGUGCGAAGAGCAUCAAGAGCGGCUUUGACGAGCUGCUCGACAGUGACGAAGAUCUCGCAGCAAUGUACGUGUCGGACCGCAUGCACGGCCGGCCGCGUGCAGUGCAUGACCACGAGCAACUGGAGCUCCUCCUCGAGAGCUUCACCAAGCAGGUCGAGGAAGUCAUCUCGGAGAUCGACACGACAGCCGCCAACAUGCAGAGCACCCAGGAGGUCGCUGAGCUCAUGCUCGACUCGGGACGCAACGAGCUCCUCGCCCUAGACAUCAAGGUGUCUAUGGCGACACUCGGCAUCGGAGCCGGCGCCCUCAUCCCCUGCCUCUUCGGAAUGAACCUCACGACACACCUUGAGAAUGUGGAGUACGCAUUUCUUGCAGCGUCGGGCGCGUCCUUCUCCCUCGCAUUCCUUCUCUACCUCUACGGCGCGCGCGUGCUGCGCAAGGUGCGCCACGUGAGUCUGGUGUCCAAGCCCAGCUCUCUGCCUCAGAGCGUGAGAGAGGCUAAGGAGCGCUUCGUGCGCGAGCGCGCAGAGACCUGGCGCUGGCACGAGGCGCAGGCCGAGACCGAGUGUGGCGUACAGAGCUCGGCGCUGUACGCCAAGGGCAUCCCAGACUAUGAGGCGCGGUGGGGUGCGGUGCGUCGCUCCCUACGCUCUCGUGCGUCAAUUUGGGACCGCCUCUUCCGCCCACAUCUCCUCCACCGCAAUUUGUUGGGCCUGAAGCGCGCCCCAGUCGUCCGCGUCAAGGCUGUAGGCAAGUCCAAGACUGCGGCAGGUGGCCCCGCGGGCCACGCAUCUGUUCCUGGCGGAAGUGGUGGAGCGUCCGCGGCAGCGACGCACGGCGCCGCCAACCCCAUCCCGCAGACCAGCGCGCACUCGCCAUCGCCAAUGGCGAGCCCAACCCGUCCCCUAACGCGGCGCACCACAAGCGCCCCGCUUGCGCGUGUCCUGUCGAGCUCGCCCGCGGAGGGGACGGAGGUCGGUACCCUGCCCGAGAAGGGCGACCGCCGCUGAAGGGCUCUGAGGCCGUAGCGAUUCCCAGCCGUCAUGAAGCGUCGGAGAGCAUGCGUUCCGUUCGCCCUCUGACGGACCCCAACCUUGUCGUAUUGACCUGGCGUCGAUGCGGCUACUAAACAGUUCGCCGCUGGGCGACUUGACCGACGGGUCGAGACGAGCUUCCGGGCAUGCCGAGAGCGCAAGCACGAGAAAAGGGUAGAGGACGAAGAUCAUAGAUUUAUAGCACCAACUGUAUCGACACACAUCUCACCACUCCAUAUAACAGCAUCAUACAUUGUAACCACUCAUGCCAUGCACACUGGUCACGAAAUAUCGCAU